Actinia tenebrosa (Australian red waratah sea anemone) is the source of this 1980-nucleotide messenger RNA. Its product is annotated as G protein-coupled receptor GRL101. Lineage: Eukaryota; Metazoa; Cnidaria; Anthozoa; Actiniaria; Actiniidae. Gene Ontology annotation, molecular function: protein-hormone receptor activity; protein binding; G protein-coupled peptide receptor activity. Gene Ontology annotation, cellular component: plasma membrane. Gene Ontology annotation, biological process: hormone-mediated signaling pathway; adenylate cyclase-activating G protein-coupled receptor signaling pathway; activation of adenylate cyclase activity. The record is from RefSeq and is a predicted model, not a curated record.
UUCAGUAACAUUGUUCCUCCUCAAUAAAGAUGUCCCCUUGCAUCGUAAUUUUGUUCUGUUACAGUAAACUGUCACACAACUUUUUGGAAGAAAUCCCUUCAAAUGCAUUGGAGGGAUUGAACGAACUAAAAUUACUAGACCUUGGAUGGAACCGUCUGUACUAUAUUCAUCCAAAAGCCUUGCGUGAUCUUCAUAACCUCGAAAUUCUUAAUCUACAGCACAAUAUUUUCAAUCGAUUGGAUCCAGAUCUCCUGGUUGAAAACAGCAACCUCAUAUACCUGUACUUGCAACACAACAACGUGGAAAUGAUACCGAAUGGAUUUUUCAGAAACCAAUCCAAACUUCGAGUACUAUACCUCAGUAACAACAUAUUAACUAAAAUAACUAAAGAAUCGUUCAUUGGCUUAUCUUCGCUGGAAGAAUUAUAUCUGGAUCACAACGACAUACACGAAGACCAAAUCAAUCAUGAAACAUUUGCACAUCUUCCGAAACUGCGUCAACUGAGACUUGACAGUUUUAUGGCGUGUUGCUAUGCAAAGAAGACUAUUAAAGGCCUUCAGUGCAAGUCUUUAGAUGAUAAUUACCUCUCAAGCUGCGAAGACUUGUUAAAGAUCUUGGCUCUUCGAGUCUUCAUCUGGAUCCUUGGGGUUCUAGCGUUGCUUGGCAAUAUAGGUGUGAUCUUCUACUGGAACCGCCUGGCGGACAUCGAUCCUGGAGACCGAGGGAAAAAAUCUCGCGUCCAGUCCUUUUUGCUUACCAACCUUGCCGUAUCUGAUUUACUAAUGGGUAUCUACUUGAUCAUAAUUGCUGUUCACGACAGUAUGUGGCAAGACAAGUAUUUCACGCACGACUAUGAAUGGCGCAUAUCGAUAACGUGUCAGCUUGCUGGGGCUUUAUCGAUGCUGUCUAGUGAAGCAUCCGUCCUUAUUUUAACUACCAUCACAGCUGAUAGAUUCAACAGUAUUGUAUUCCAUAUCAAAGCGCGUCCCUUCAAUAUGAAGAGCGCACGCAUCGUUUGUGCUGCUAUAUGGGUUUUGUCUCUACUCAUGAGUCUCGCGCCAUUUUCCUUUGACCUUUUUUAUGGCGAUGACAGAAGGAUCUUCUUCUAUGGUAGAUCAUCAGUCUGCUUACCCCUACAGCUUUCUAGCGCAAGACCAACGGGUUGGGAGUAUGCAGUGUUUGUCUAUAUCGCCUUCAAUGGAUUCGCGUUCCUCUUCAUCCUAUUAGCUUACAUUGCAAUCUUCUUUAAAGUCAAAACGUCAUCUAAACAAGUACGUUCAAAUAUGAAGAAGGACUCGUCUCUCGCUCUGCGUGUCGUCUUGAUAAUCGUCACCGAUUUCUGCUGCUGGAUUCCUGUUGUUAUCAUUGGUUGUCUAUCACUGACUGGCCAGUUUCGUGAUUCCAGUGGGCAGGCAUAUGCUUGGAUAGCUGUAUUUGUGCUGCCAAUCAAUUCUUCGAUCAAUCCUCUACUCUAUACGUUUUCGAACCCACAGUUUAGAAAACUAUUCAACGUGAGGAAGCUCUUUGACAUGUGCACCGGCCGAACCAAUGAACAAAGCCGCAAAGUAAUCUCGCCCAAAAGCAACGACAUAACAACAGGAAUAUCUGGUAUUGACCAUAUGAGAACAGCCUUGAGAAGCCCCGCGGUCACACCAGUCGUGGAAAGGAAGUACACAGCUGACAAUCAAUAUUAUGACACAAGGCUUUAAUUAUAACUGUACACUAAACUGAGGGUGGGGACCCCACCUCUAGGACAUCCCCCUUGGUAAUACGUUUUAAAAUAUGUAUCCAUUAGAAGUUAGGAUUUAAAUUAGUCACGAUUCAUAGAAAAUAAUUUUAUGUUCCUUGCUGGCAGACUCAUUUACUCAGGCUUACUUAUAGCCUCAACAGAAUGUCAGAGUAUUCACAAAUACCGACCAAUAUCACCACCACCACUUGUAUUUGUACCCUAAGGGGCUGGUCAUUUUUAAUUGCCUUGCU